CCUUUUUUUUUUUUUUUUUUUUUUUUUUUUUUUUUUUUUUUAGUUUCUUUUACUUUUUUCUUUCCUUUCCGAAUUGGUUUUGUGGCGGAGGUUUUCCUGGUUUAAAGUGUGAUUGAUGGGCGGUGGUAACGGGGGACAGCGGGGGAGGGGAAAAGCUUUCAAAGCAGGCAGGCAGGCAGGGCAGGCAAAGAUCAAAGUCUCUCGAAUAGGUACUUGUUUCUUUCUAGGCGCAUGUGGACGGAGGGACGGGCUCUUUUCUGAGGCGGGGUUUUCUUUUUCUUUGUGUGUUUGCUUUCCUUGUGUCUGUGUUUUUUCUCUCUCAUCAUAUUUUUCCGCUACACUCUUCUUUUUUUUCCUUGUCUUUUUUUUUUUUUUCUCUUUUCUGCUUCCUCUCUCAUCAUACUACUACGGUCGCAGUAAAGGUGGACAAGGCGUGUUUUAAAAGAAAGUUAAAGAAGUAGGUCGGUGACACAAC
Messenger RNA from Aplosporella prunicola CBS 121167, 475 nucleotides. RefSeq lists its product as uncharacterized. The record is from RefSeq and is a predicted model, not a curated record. Lineage: Eukaryota; Fungi; Ascomycota; Dothideomycetes; Botryosphaeriales; Aplosporellaceae. Bases 116 to 442 code for a protein of 108 amino acids. The transcript has a single exon.